This is a messenger RNA of Biomphalaria glabrata, 2462 nucleotides long. Its product is annotated as 3-[(3aS,4S,7aS)-7a-methyl-1,5-dioxo-octahydro-1H-inden-4-yl]propanoyl:CoA ligase-like. Gene Ontology annotation, molecular function: medium-chain fatty acid-CoA ligase activity. The coding region runs from base 85 to 1785 and encodes 566 amino acids. NCBI's taxonomy places the organism in Eukaryota, Metazoa, Mollusca, Gastropoda, Planorbidae. The record is from RefSeq and is a predicted model, not a curated record. Gene Ontology annotation, biological process: fatty acid metabolic process. The transcript has 10 exons.
UUUCAGCAGUAUCAAAGAGUCUGGAUCUAACAAGGUAAUAAUCAAGAAGAACUAACAAGAAGAUCUGUACUGCACCAGCAGGAAAUGUCUAGUCUACAGAGGAAUACUCUACUGUACAGACUUCAAUGCUUGCUUCAAGAGAGACCUCAUUCAGAAGCUGUAGUAGCAUAUGACGAGGAAUUGCAGAGAUCAAGUUGGACCUACCAGCAAUUGUUCAAUAUAGCUUCAAGAUUUGCUCACAUUCUGAAAAUGUCCGGUGUUAAAAAAGGAGAUUACGUACUGAGCUCACUACCUAACUGUCCAGAGGCAGUGGUAACGACACUUGGGGUGAUGUUAGCAGGGGCGGUCCAUGUACCUGUCGAAGUGUUUAUGAACAGUGGAGAGACCUUCUUUGACGUGGCAGAAAGGACUCGUGCCAAGUUCAUGAUCGUCUCAGACAGCGAGUUAGAUCAUAACUCAAAACUUAUAGCCAGUUCUAUAGAGUGGACAGCAAGCUCAAUUACUGGACUUUUCAAAGGAGAUAACCCUAAAUUAAAACACCUACAAACAAUGUUUCACAUAGAGCGGAGUGAAAACUGUGAUGCGAAAAUGGAUUUUUUCCAACACAUGGCAAGCCAUGAGAACACCUUCCUAUGUGAAGUAGCAGAAGAUGACCUCUGUGCUGUAUUCUGUACUGCUAGCUCGAGUCUAUUGGUGUGUUUAGUUGGACAUACUCAAGGGGGAAUCAUCAAAGGAUGUCAAGCCUUUAGAGACAGCGUCUCGUGUGAAGACAAUUAUCUCAACUGCGGCCCUACCUCGUGGCUAACGUCCAGCCCUGGAGACUAUUUGGUCUGGAGGAGCACGAGGGUUUUACUGGACAGCUGGCAUCCUCUCAAAGUCAAAAGUAGGGCCCGGCUUCUGGCUGAGAUCAUUGAGAACGAGAAGGUUGGCACCGUGUUUCUGACGCCCAUGGAAGUGGAGGACGUCGUGAGAGAGUGGUGCCCACGUCUGCUUCCAAUGAGCAAACAUCUCAUUACAGGUGGUAUGCCUGUAACUGAGAAGCUAAUCAAUAGCGUACAACCUGCUUUUACAAAAGUUACCGUUCGCUAUGGCAUAACUGAGACAGGAGACAUAAGUACUAAUACAAUGGAGUCUGGCAGUACUUUUAAAUCCUUUGACUGUGGGACAUGUAUCAGAGGCGUUCAAGUUCGACUUGUCGAUGCCGAUUUCAAAGACGUUGCCCCAGGUCAAACAGGUCGACUCCUGUUCAAAAGUCCUGGGAUGUUUGGUAAAUAUGUAGGUCAACCUGAAUGUGAAACUUUGGACAAGUUUACGUCCGAUGGCUGGUUCAUCUCUGGAGAUGCUGGUUGUAAGCAAAUGAAUGGGCAUUUGUUUGUGAUGGGUAGAUCAGACACCAUGAUACUCCAUAAUACAUUCAACAUCCAUCCAUCUUGGAUAGAGAAAGAUCUACGAACUCAUCCUGCUGUGAAAGAGGUUGUCGUGGUACCUGUGCCAGACGAGGUCAAUUUCCAAAACAUUUGCGCAUGCGUCCUACGCCACGAAGGAAGUGACGCCAACGAAGAGGACAUCUUGACUCACUACAGAGACAUCUAUGUGGCCCAAGAAGGAGACAUGUUUAGCCCAAACUACAUCCUUUUCUUUGACUCUUUCCCUGUACAGCGGAAUGGACAAACGGACAGGAGUCAACUAGCAGAACAGGCUACAGCCACAGUACAGACUUCCAAACUAGCCAAGAUAGCAACGAAUAUUGUCAAACAUUUCACAGAUUCCAAUGGAGUACAUUAGAUGUACCUGUAGAUGCUUAUUUAGUGCAUGAAGUAAGCAUUAUUUGGCAUGUCUUGUCAUUCGUGUAGUGAAGCAUCUUAAACUUACAUUUAUAUGUUUAACAUUAUGUCACUUUACACAAACGAUUAGAUUUAUGUACUUUUAUAAUCCCGUAUUUGUCCUAGGUAGGACUUGUAUGAAGUAUUAUUUUCAAGCAUUAAUAGUAGUGUUAGCAUCAGGAGUAAAAUUAUAAUAUCUUGAUUCAAUUGAAGGACUGUUUUUAUUUGUUGAUAACUCUCUUGUAACCUUGUUGAUUUCAUAUAAUGAAUACAGAAUUAGGAAUUUUAACAUUUUAUUUAAUGUUUUUAAAACGAAUUUUAGAAAUACAAAAUAAUUAACACUAUCCACGCAUGAACAGAUAUAUCAUUAUACAGAGAAAGGGAGGUCACUAGGAAUUGACUUUGUCGUACAUAUUUUUUUUGUUAUUUCCCCUACCAUUUCAGUACUCACAACCAAAUACACAUUGGUGAAGUAUAGCUUUGUUCUUCGAGAUGAAAUCAAUAUACACAUGAUAAAUAUUGUGUAAUCUAUGAAAUAUUUGUACAUCUAUUUAUACAUGUUUUAUUUUACUAAGUCAAUGAAAGCAAAUGCAUGGUCACUGCAAGAUGAAAUGAUCAUUAAACAUAGGAAUAAAAAUA